Linum tenue is the source of this 306-nucleotide messenger RNA. Lineage: Eukaryota; Viridiplantae; Streptophyta; Magnoliopsida; Malpighiales; Linaceae. The record is from the annotation of a GenBank genome assembly.
AGGUUUGUGGGAGUGAGUCAAAGGCCAUCCGGGAGAUGGGUUGCAGAGAUCAAAGACACAAUACAUAAGAUCAGGGUAUGGUUAGUUACCUUCGACACCACUGAAGAAGCUGGAAGAGCUUAUGACGAAGCCGCCUGCUUACUUCAUGGUGCUAACACGAGGACCAAUUUCUGGCCUUCUGUUUAUCCUUAUAUUGCAGUAGCAAAUCCAGAUAUUUGUCCUGCAUUUCAGAAUAAACUUUCUGUUUGCCCAUCCAUAUUGAAGAAGCAAAUUAUUCCCACAGGGAGAUUAUUAUGUACUAGCUAG